AUGUUGCGGCAAUCAAACGUUCCCACGCGCAGUCUCUCACACCCAUCGUCGUCCGUGUGUACGCGCACGCACGCACGCUCGCGAUCCGCGUACACGCAGGGAAUCAAGGAAGACCUGCAGGCGUUCAAGAGCCAGGUGUGCGUGCUCGACCCGGACUGCGUCGUCAUCUGCCUCAUGUCCCACGGGAGGAAGAACUGCAUCUUGGGCGACGACAAAGGGGAGCUGGAGCUGCAGUCUGUCUUCGACGAGUUCAACUCGAAGGAAUGCGUGGCGCUUCAGAACAAGCCGAAGGUGUUCAUCAUCCAGGCCUGCCGGGGAGUGGAGAAGGACGACGUGGAGACGGACAGCGUGAGCGACACCCCGCUACGUCCGCAGAAGUACGCGGACAUGCUCAAGGUGUUCAGCUCCCCCGAAGAUCAUCUUUCAUUCCGCAAGCCGGAUGAGGGAUCCCUGCUGAUUCAGAAUAUUGGCAAGGUCUUCCUUCAGCACAUGGACACCAUGCACGUUAUGGACAUGAUGACGAUGGUGACCAAGGAGAUAGGAAAUCAAGACUUUGUUAUGAAAUCCAAAAAAGUUAAGGUCAUCCCUGUUGUGGAGACGACACUCACAAAGAGUCUCUACCUGUGCGAGACUGCCUAGGCACACCCGGACACAUCCUGCCUGCAACCCUCUCCAUUGCCUUCGUUUCCUUCCAAUCGCUUAGCUGCGCGUCACGCUUUGAUGUAAACAAUCGCGGUGAAGGUGCCUACGGUCGUGUCGCCCAGCGCCAUUCGUUCUCCGACGUGUUUUCGACAUCGUGCCGAACAGCGACGUGCCGUUCUGCCCAUCGGCGUCGUGCUGAACAGCCCACAGGCACCAUCAGAAUCGAAUUUUUU
Molecule: messenger RNA, 875 nt
Organism: Lethenteron reissneri (Far Eastern brook lamprey)
Lineage: Eukaryota; Metazoa; Chordata; Hyperoartia; Petromyzontiformes; Petromyzontidae
Gene: CASP14
Product: caspase 14
Biological process (GO): proteolysis; regulation of inflammatory response
Cellular component (GO): NLRP3 inflammasome complex; IPAF inflammasome complex; AIM2 inflammasome complex
Molecular function (GO): cysteine-type endopeptidase activity
Source: RefSeq, a predicted model, not a curated record